Messenger RNA from Trypanosoma cruzi, 1272 nucleotides. RefSeq lists its product as uncharacterized. Lineage: Eukaryota; Euglenozoa; Kinetoplastea; Trypanosomatida; Trypanosomatidae. The transcript has a single exon. The record is from RefSeq and is a predicted model, not a curated record. Bases 1 to 1272 code for a protein of 423 amino acids.
AUGGCAGCGGGAUUUAACCUGGGGAGGAUCUUGGUUCGUCUUGUUUCUGGCAAACCGGACGGUGGUGAGCUUCGCGAUGUGGAGGUGUUUGACGCCACAAUGAAGCACAUGACAGGUUGGUACGCCAUCGUCGGCUCCGCAGCUCUUGCCGUCGUGCCGCUGUUGUACACAUCAUUGCGAGCGUUAGCAUGGAGGCGAAGGGCAUUGAUUGUGCGGACGGCCCAGUCUUUCUCGCAUAUUUCUGCGGACUCCAAGGCCGUUGGUCAGAAGCCGAGCUGUUCACCGUUUCUCCCGACUUCACGGACGGUUUUGGCCGCACGGCGUAUUAUCGACGCGGAGCGAGCCACAGAUGUGGAAUUCGCAAAAGCAUUUUCCGCGGAAGUGGUGUGUGCGUACGUGGAUGUUGUUUUCCGGGGUCUUAUGCGAUUAUACUGUCGGCACUGUAUUUUUCACGUGUGUGUUUUUCUGGUGUGCACUGCAGUUGGGGCGCAUGCCGGUGGUCGUCUGGCGAGCAGUGAGAGUGUUGGUUGCUGUAGUGUUUCUACUGUUACUGGCGACACGGCGGUGAGUCUGUCAGUUCCCAGCCUGUUUCGGCGGGUGUGGCUUCACCUGCGUCAUGGGGCGCUGCUGCGGUUUGCUGCGGAGGGAGUGUCGACUCCAUACGCGUUCUUCAGUUUUAGUGUUUCGACUCCUCGAAUGCUCGAGCGGUGCUUUCCGUGGAUUGGCGUUCUCCAUGACGCCGCGUCCCGCUAUUUCGGCCCGGGUGUUUACUUGGACAGUCGUUGGAGGUCCCCUGAAGUGGCAGACCGCGUUUGGCGUGCGAUGACCCCAAAAGGUUUUGCCGCAAUGUGGUGUUGUCGUUGUGUGACGGGUGUGCUUCAAACAAAUUGCUUUAGAACAAGAAACGGGCCCGCGGAGUAUUUAUUUCAGGUAUCUGGUAAGGAGCAGGCAUCCUGUGAGGUCCACUAUUCGGGGGAAGUAAAUGCUGCGGAUACCGAAGGGGAACGGGAGCAUGAACCCUCCUGCAUGAUGUCUUGGCUGCGUCCUCUGACUCUCUUUGUGAUGCGCACGGGCAAAACAUCCAUGGUGGUGUUUGCCGUGACAUCAUGUGCCUCGAGGACAAAUUUGUCGUGGCUGCCAUUUCCAUGUGCCGGUGGCCCACAGUAUGUGGCGUUGUGUUACACCGAGAUGACGCUGAUGUUAUUGAGCUUAUCGUUUUUUAUCUUUUCUCCCCCGUUGAGCCUUGGAUCACUCACCGCAGCAACGCCAUGA